Electrophorus electricus (electric eel) is the source of this 3348-nucleotide messenger RNA. The record is from RefSeq and is a predicted model, not a curated record. Lineage: Eukaryota; Metazoa; Chordata; Actinopteri; Gymnotiformes; Gymnotidae.
CAGACACAGUGCUGUUUGUAGAUCGUGUCUCUAAGAAUUCUGACUCUGUGCUAUUAAGUCCACAGUGCUACAGGACUACUGAAACAUUUAUGCCCAGACUCUUGGUCACAGUUCUCACACUUUUGGCCAACAGAUGUUUUUUCAGAUGCCUGUACGGUUUUGUUUGGGCUGGCUGGCACUUACCAUCAUGGCUUAUAAUGACAUAGCCAGAAAAUUACCUCUCCUAGACGUCCCCAGGACAUGAUUCUAAGACAUGACCCUAGGACAUGAGUCUAGGACAUGACCUUGGGACAUGACUCUAGGACAUGACUCCAGGACAUGACUUUUUCAACUACUCUCAGUUCUGAAUAAAAUGGGUUUUUUUUAUGUUUAAUUCUGGAGAAUUCCUUUAAGAAGUCCAGUCAUGGACAUACCAUUACACAGUGGACACUGACAUGGACUGGAAGACAGCGUUGCAGUGGUGCCAGCAGCACCACACAGGUAUGGUAGCCAUCCAGAACCAGGACGAGAUCGCCCACCUGAACCAGGUGCUGCCCUUCCACCCCACCUACUACUGGAUUGGCAUCAGGAAGGUGGAGGAUGGGUGGAUGUGGGUGGGUACCAGGAAGCCCCUGACCCCUGAGGCAGCCAACUGGGCCAGUGGAGAGCCCAAUAACCAGGGCAAAGGCGAAGACUGCGUGGAGAUCUACAUCAAGAGGUUACGUGACACAGCCAUGUGGAACGAUGAGAAAUGCAGCAAAAAGAAAGCAGCGCUUUGUUACGAGGCGUCUUGUUUGCAGUCAUCCUGCAGUGAGAACGCUGAAUGUGUGGAGACUAUAGGCAACUUCACAUGCCUGUGUGAGCCAGGCUUCACUGGUCUCCGCUGUGAGAAAGCUAUAGAGUGUGGUGUGUUUAAACACCCAGAACACAGCUUUGUGCAGUGUGACCACACAUAUGGGCCGUUUCAGUUCAAUUCGUCCUGCCAGUUCCAGUGUGACCGUGGUUACAGGUUGCAGGGUUCACAGAAUCUGUACUGUCUGACUUCAGGGCAGUGGAACAGUGGUCCCCCUCAGUGCCAAGUUGUUCAAUGUCCUCCAUUUAAUGCCGCUGGUGGAUGGAGAAUGAACUGCAGUCAUCCGAUCUCUGCAAACAGCUACAACUCCACGUGUGUGUUCAGCUGCGAGGAGGGCUUUGAGCUGAUAGGCUCACACACAACCCAGUGCGAUCACACUGGAGAGUGGACACACAGGACCCCCACCUGCACAGCAAUGACCUGUGACCCCCUUAUGGCCCCUGAAAAGGGUCACAUGACCUGUGCUGAUCCCCUGGGAAAGUUUUCCUUCCGUUCCUCCUGUGUUGUGUCCUGUGAGGAAGGAUACACACUGAGGGGAGAGAACACACUCACCUGCCUCCAGACCGGCCACUGGUCAGCAGGUCCGCCUACAUGUGAAGUUGUAAGGUGUGACACACUGCAGUCUGUCCCUUAUGGGUCUGUUCACUGCCUGGACCUUGUGGGACAACCCAGUUAUGGUUCCUCAUGCUGGUCACAGUGUGAUGUUGGUUUUCUACUGAUGGGUACAAACGUCACCCGCUGUACCUCCCAAGGGACGUGGAGCCACAAGCUUCCUGUUUGCAAAGCGGUGCAGUGUGCCCCGCUCUCUACUGCCUCCGGUGGAUGGAGAAUGAACUGCAGUCAUCCUCUCAACACAAACAGCUACAACUCCACGUGUGUGUUCAGCUGUGAGGAGGGCUUUGAGCUGAUAGGCUCACACACAACCCAUUGCAAUCACACCGGACAGUGGACACACAGGACCCCCACCUGCACAGCGGUGCAGUGUGCGCCGCUCUCUACUGCCUCCGGUGGAUGGAGAAUGAACUGCAGUCAUCCGAUCUCUGCAAACAGCUACAACUCCACGUGUGUGUUCAGCUGCGAGGAGGGCUUUGAGCUGAUAGGCUCACACACAACCCAGUGCGAUCACACUGGAGAGUGGACACACAGGACCCCCACCUGCACAGCAAUGACCUGUGACCCCCUUAUGGCCCCUGAAAAGGGUCACAUGACCUGUGCUGAUCCCCUGGGAAAGUUUUCCUUCCGUUCCUCCUGUGCUGUGUCCUGUGAGGAAGGAUACACACUGAGGGGAGAGAACACACUCACCUGCCUCCAGACCGGCCACUGGUCAGCAGGUCCGCCUACAUGUGAAGUUGUAAGGUGUGACACACUGCAGUCUGUCCCUUAUGGGUCUGUUCACUGCCUGGACCUUGUGGGACAACCCAGUUAUGGUUCCUCAUGCUGGUCACAGUGUGAUGUUGGUUUUCUACUGAUGGGUACAAACGUCACCCGCUGUACCUCCCAAGGGACGUGGAGCCACAAGCUUCCUGUUUGCAAAGCGGUGCAGUGUGCCCCGCUCUCUACUGCCUCCGGUGGAUGGAGAAUGAACUGCAGUCAUCCUCUCAACACAAACAGCUACAACUCCACGUGUAUGUUCAGCUGUGAGGAGGGCUUUGAGCUGAUAGGCUCACACACAACCCAGUGCAAUCACACCGGACAGUGGACACACAGGACCCCCACUUGCACAGCUCGCAAGUGUCCCCUGCUGUUGAGUCCUGAGCAAGGCUUGUUGAACUGUUCUCACCGGCACUCUGUCUUCAGCUACGGCUCGCGCUGCACUGUGGCAUGUGACAGAGGCUAUGGGCUCACAGGAGAGUCCCAGCUGGACUGCACCGCUGCGGGAUCCUGGAGUCAAGAAAUGCCUUCUUGUGAUGCUGUUAAGUGUGAGCCACUCCUGCUCACCUCUCCGGCCCCGGCAGACAGCUCACCUGUCCCAUCUAUGAACUGCACCCACCCGAGGGCCGUCUUCAGCUUCGGUUCCCAGUGCAUGUUCUGGUGUCCUGAAGGCUACGUACUAAACGGCACCAGUGAGCUGAUCUGCACUUCCACUGGGCUUUGGACACAAACAGAGCCUUUGCCUUCCUGUGUUGUGGAGGAGAUGCCAUUAGGCACUGCCAUGCUUGUGUAUGGCGCUAUCGGGGCGGGAUCGGCCCUUGCCCUGCUGAUUGGAGCAGGACUGAUUUUUCGGUUGGUGCAGUUCACCGAGAAGUCUAAGCUCACACCUUAUACGCCGGCCUGGGAGGGCUCGCUGAACCCAGCCUUCGAGGAGCUUUAGCCGCAACAUUUUCUGUGGAAACAAGAAGUAGCUGAAAAUGAGACAAUCUGUCGUGUACCGUCUUAGCGGUGUGCGUGUGUGGAACAUUUCACAAAAUAUGUCAUUCUCUUUAAUUCCAAAAAAAAUUUAAAAAAAUAUUGUGAUACGUUUUGCUGUCAUAUUUCUGAGCACCAAAAUAAAAAGGACGUCUGUGUAAAUAAAGUAA